AUGCUUUUCUUCUUAUUAGUUGCAUUUGUUUCUGCUGAUUUUGAUAUACAAAGUGCAGGUAAGUUAUAUGACCACACUGUUCUUGAAACUAGUUUACAGGCAGAAGGAGUUCCAAAUUAUUUUAUUUUUAAUGCUACAAGACAAAAAGAGUUAUGGACCACUGUUGAUUCCAGUGAUGAAACAGUUAUUGGAAUGGUGGAAUUAUCUUUCGAAUAUUUUGUUGCAAACAAUUUAUUAAAUCGUCUUGCUGUUUGUAUUGGUAAAAAAGAUGAACUUCCAAAUAAUUAUGAUGAAAUUGGAACUAAUUUUAUUAAUCCACAAGGAACCACCUAUUGUAAAGAACAAACAAGUAGUUCUAGUGGAGCACUUAAAAUUUCAUUUGAAAAAACAUAUGAAGAAUAUUAUAUUUCUGUUUAUGUUAAAUGUAAAACUGAUACAUUUUGUUUUUCACAAGAUACAAUUAUUUCAACAACAUGUGGAAAAGAACAAUCAAGUGAAACAAUUAAAAAUUAUAAUAAAGAACCAUAUGUUGUUCUUCCAAACAAAGAUUUCAGAUUUUCAACUGAAUUUGAAUAUGGAGGAAGUCAAUCAGAUAAAAAAGUAUUAAAUUUUGUUAUUUACACACCAGCUGAAGGAGAUAAGAAUAUUUACUUUGCAAUGAAAGGUAAAGUUAUUCCAACAUUAUUUUAUACAACUAAUUUAACUGAAACAUGUUCUGGUAAUGCUUGUUUCCAUACUAAUGGAGCUGAAAAUGGAUUCUUUGAAUUAUCAAAUAUUGAUGCAAAAACUCCAGUUAAAAUUAUGCUUCAAGGAAAUGAAAAAUCAAAAAUUCAAAUUAAAUUAAGUGAUGGAACUGAUUUUGCACCAGCAACAAUCAUUUCUUUCAUGGCUCUUCUUCUUUUCUUUAUGUUAUAA
Messenger RNA from Entamoeba dispar SAW760, 915 nucleotides. RefSeq lists its product as uncharacterized. The transcript has a single exon. NCBI's taxonomy places the organism in Eukaryota, Evosea, Mastigamoebida, Endamoebidae. The record is from RefSeq and is a predicted model, not a curated record. Bases 1 to 915 code for a protein of 304 amino acids.